AUGGGGCUUUUCUCGCCCAGAUAUCGUGACAGUGGUCAUGAUUGUGAGUCUUCGGCGCUCAGGAACUGUGCGCCCUACGGUCCUCGCCACGGACCCGAGGAACAUGUGCGGGUGAAGCCAAUCUCUGGAUCUCGUCAGAGAUCGUCCGGGUGCACGAGCGAAACAACUGGACCGGAUGAAACGGAAGAUGUGAUCGGUGCUGUGGAUGGCACACUGGUCCGGAUAAGGACUCCAGCUGUUGACGGGUGGCAGUACGUCAGCAGGAAAGGAACAUCUUGCCUCAACGUCUGCAUCAUCGCAGACGCUGUAGGCCGAAUCCUGUACGUCAACAGCGGGUCCCCAGGAUCGGUGCACGAUGCCACUGUUUGGCGUGACUCCGCACCUGCUGCGGUCUUCAAUUGUCUAGCAAGGAGGUUAUCACCUUCUUGGCGAUAUGGGGUACGGCAACGGCGGGGCGGAAUAAUUACGUCAUUCCGGUUCACUGCCGUCCAAGGAAGACGCGAGGAAAACGCGAUAUAA
Messenger RNA from Ostertagia ostertagi, 519 nucleotides. Lineage: Eukaryota; Metazoa; Nematoda; Chromadorea; Rhabditida; Trichostrongylidae. The record is from the annotation of a GenBank genome assembly.